AUGGGCUACGCCAGGAAAGUAGGCUGGGUGACUGCGGGACUGGUGAUUGGGGCUGGUGCCUGCUAUUGCAUUUAUAGACUGACCAGAGGAAGAAAACAGAACAAGGAGAAAAUGGCUGAGGGUGGGUCUGGGGAUGUGGAUGAUGUUGGCGAUUGUCCUGGGGCCAGGUACAAUGACUGGUCUGAUGAUGAUGAUGACAGCAGUGAGAACAAAGGUAUAGUAUGGUACCCACCUUGGGCCCGGAUUGGGACUGAGGCUGGAACCAGAGCUAGGGCCAGGGCAAGGGCCAGGGCCACCCGGGCUCGUCGAGCUGUCCAGAAAAGGGCUUCCCCCAAUUCAGAUGAUACUAUUUUGUCCCCUCAAGAGCUGCAGAAAGUUCUUUGCUUGGUUGAGAUGUCUGAAAAGCCUUAUAUUCUUGAAGCAGCUUUAAUUGCUCUGGGUAACAAUGCUGCUUAUGCAUUUAACAGAGAUAUUAUUCGUGAUCUGGGUGGUCUCCCAAUUGUUGCAAAGAUUCUCAAUACUCGGGAUCCCAUAGUUAAGGAAAAGGCUUUAAUUGUCCUAAAUAACUUGAGUGUGAAUGCUGAAAAUCAGCGCAGGCUUAAGAUAUACAUGAAUCAAGUCUGUGAUGACACAAUCACUUCUCGAUUGAACUCAUCUGUGCAGCUGGCAGGACUAAGAUUGCUCACGAACAUGACUGUUACUAAUGAGUAUCAGCACAUGCUUGCUAAUUCCAUUUCAGACUUUUUCCGUCUAUUUUCAGCAGGAAAUGAAGAAACCAAAUUUCAGGUUUUGAAACUCCUUUUGAAUUUGGCUGAAAAUCCAGCCAUGACUAGAGAACUGCUCGGGGCCCAAGUACCAUCCUCGCUGGGUUCCCUCUUUAAUAAGAAGGAGAACAAAGAGGUGAUUCUUAAACUUCUGGUCAUAUUCGAGAACAUAAAUGACAAUUUUAAAUGGGAGGAAAAUGAAUCUACUCAGAAUCAAUUCGGUGAAGGUUCACUUUUUUUCUUUUUAAAAGAAUUUCAGGUGUGUGCUGAUAAGAUUCUGGGGCUAGAAAGUCAUCAUGAUUUUUUGGUAAAAGUGAAAGUUGGAAAAUUCGUGGCCAAACUGGCUGAGAAUAUGUUCCCAAAGAGCCAGAAAUAA
Messenger RNA from Rangifer tarandus platyrhynchus (Svalbard reindeer), 1140 nucleotides. NCBI's taxonomy places the organism in Eukaryota, Metazoa, Chordata, Mammalia, Artiodactyla, Cervidae. The record is from the annotation of a GenBank genome assembly.